GCUACACGUCAAAUGAUCAUGGCCACCGCAACCCUCGCCACGCAACCGCUGCCGGUCCUCCCUGAGGGCUGGGCUGGCGAGAAAGACUUUAACCCCAUCGGCUCGCUGUCGGCGGCGACGCAGCGGACCAUUGAGCCCGUCGGCCCUCACUUCCUUGCCCAUGCCCGUCGUGCCCGUCACAAGCGCACCUUCUCCGAGGAUGACCGCAUCCAGGCGCAGGAGGCGGCGAAGAAGGUUGAGAGCACCAAUGAUGACGAAAUCAGCGAGCCCGAGGAUCCCAUGGAUCUGCAGAGGGACGCCAAGGACUGGAAGAGCCAAGAUCACUACCAAGUGCUGGGCCUUUCAAAGUACCGCUACAAGGCCACGGAAGAGCAGAUCAAGCGCGCCCACCGCAAGAAGGUGCUCAAGCACCACCCCGACAAGAAGGCGGCCGCGGGCGUAACGGACGACGACAAUUUCUUCAAGUGCAUCCAGAAGGCGCACGAGGUUCUCAUGGAUCCCGUGAAACGACGGCAGUUCGACUCGGUCGACGAGAAGGCCGACGUCGACCCCCCCUCCAAGAAGCAGCUCGCCAAGGGCAACUACUACAAGCUCUGGGGCUCCGUGUUCAAGUCGGAGGGACGCUUCUCCAAGACCACGCCGGUGCCGGAGUUUGGCGACGAAAACGCCACCAAGGAGCAGGUGGACGAGUUCUACAACUUCUGGUACAACUUCGACAGCUGGCGCACGUUCGAGUACCUCGACGAGGACGUCCCCGACGACAACGAGAACCGCGACCAGAAGCGGCACGUCGAGCGCAAGAACACCAACGCGCGGAAGAAGAAGAAGGCCGAGGACAACGCGCGACUCCGCAAGCUGCUGGACGACGCGUCGGCGGGCGACGAGCGCAUCAAGAAGUUCCGGCAGGAGGCGAACGCGGCCAAGAACAAGCGGCGUCUGGAGAAGGAGGCGGCGGAGAAGCGGGCCCUCGAGGAGGCCAAGGCCAAGAAGGAGGCCGAGGAGCGGGCGGCGCAGGAGGCGGAGGCGGCGGCCAAGGCGGAGCGGGAGGCGCAGAAGAAGGCCAAGGAGUCGGCGAAGAACGCGGUCAAGAAGAACAAGCGUGUCCUCAAGGGCUCGGUCAAGGAGGCCAACUACUUCGCGUCGGGCGCGGCGUCGGCGGCGGACGUUGACGCGGUCCUGGGCGACGUGGAGCUGGUGCAGGGCAAGAUCGACCCCGAGGAGAUCGCCGCACUUGCGGGCAAGCUGAACGGGCUCACGGUGGCUGAUGAGAUCAAGAGCGUGUGGAGCGCCGAGGUGAAGCGGCUGGUUGAGGCUGGCAAGCUGAAGGAAGGGGACGCCAAGUCGCUCGCCUGAGUCGGAUGGCGGUCCCUGUAGCGACGACGACAACUGAACUCUCGACACCUUGACAUGUCCCUUUCGUCUAUCUGGUCCCGGGGCGUCUGGUCCCGGGGCACGCGAGUGUCUAAUGACUCGGGGGUGUUCUGCGUUGGCUUUUCUGGAUGGCCUGUUGUCAGCCCCUUUUGGUUUUGCGGGAAAAUAGACGCGGUGACGGAGUUUACACAUGAAGAGACCAAUAAAGAAGAUCCUUCCCAACGUCCGCCGGCGCUGGCAAGUACUGCGGAGCCGCUAUUCAGAGACCUUCUU
Messenger RNA from Sodiomyces alkalinus F11, 1644 nucleotides. RefSeq names its product DnaJ-domain-containing protein. The transcript is spliced from 2 exons. Bases 13 to 1353 code for a protein of 446 amino acids. Gene Ontology annotation, biological process: regulation of translational fidelity; 'de novo' cotranslational protein folding. Gene Ontology annotation, molecular function: Hsp70 protein binding; ribosome binding. NCBI's taxonomy places the organism in Eukaryota, Fungi, Ascomycota, Sordariomycetes, Glomerellales, Plectosphaerellaceae. Gene Ontology annotation, cellular component: cytosol. The record is from RefSeq and is a predicted model, not a curated record.